AUGUCUCAAGCAUCUACCAAGGUUCAGCAGCUUAUCGACAACAACUCUGUUGUUGUCUUCUCCAAGUCUUACUGCCCCUACUGCAAGCAGACCAAGAAGACUCUGGAUGAUUUGAACACCGAGUACGAGCUCCUUGAGCUCGACGAAGUUUCCGAUGGCUCUGCUCUCCAGGACGCUCUCGAGAAGAUCUCUGGCCAGCGUACCGUCCCCAACGUCUACAUCCAGCAGCAGCACAUUGGUGGUAACUCGGACCUCCAGAGCCUAAACUCUGGCGGAAAGCUCAAGAACCUUCUCAAGGAGGCCAAUGCCUUGAAGGCGUAA
This is a messenger RNA of Fusarium pseudograminearum CS3096, 321 nucleotides long. RefSeq lists its product as uncharacterized. Gene Ontology annotation, molecular function: glutathione disulfide oxidoreductase activity. Bases 1 to 321 code for a protein of 106 amino acids. NCBI's taxonomy places the organism in Eukaryota, Fungi, Ascomycota, Sordariomycetes, Hypocreales, Nectriaceae. Gene Ontology annotation, cellular component: nucleus; cytoplasm. The transcript is spliced from 3 exons. The record is from RefSeq and is a predicted model, not a curated record. Gene Ontology annotation, biological process: cellular response to oxidative stress.